Messenger RNA from Brassicogethes aeneus, 1451 nucleotides. Lineage: Eukaryota; Metazoa; Arthropoda; Insecta; Coleoptera; Nitidulidae. The record is from the annotation of a GenBank genome assembly.
UGUCAUUCGAUUUUUGACAGUCAAAUUGCACCUCCCAUGUUUUGGCAUCGUUUGCUUUAGUAUAAUAGUGGUUUUGUAAAUAAAAAGUUUAUUAGUUAAGUAGUUAAAAUGAUUCUGCUGGAAAUAAACAACAGGGUCGUCGAAGAAACGUUGACGAUCAAAAUUAAGAACGCACUUAAUGGGCAAAAAAACGAAAGUAUAGAUGUCACAGUAGCGGAUUUUGAUGGUGUUUUGUACCACAUUUCUAAUCCUAAUGGAGACAAAUCAAAAAUAAGGAUAUCCAUCUCCUUAAAAUUCUACAAAGAACUGCAACAGUACGGCGCGGACGAGCUCCUCAAACGCGAAUACGGCCAGUAUUUGAUCGCGAACGAGGACGGUUACAACGUUUCUGUUCUGGUCGACUUGGAGACCAUCCCCCAGAACUGGGAGGAGGUGGUGAAAAAAAUCGGGCUCCUCAAGCGAAAUUGUUUCGCCUCCGUGUUCGAAAAGUACUUUGACUUCCAGGAAAAGGGGGAUGAGGGCCAAAAAAGGGCCGUCAUCCAUUACAGGGACGACGAAACCCUCUAUGUUGAAGCCAAGGCCGACAGGGUUACUGUCGUGUUUUCCACAAGGUUUAGAGAUGAAGACGAUGUGGUGAUAGGCAAAGUAUUCAUGCAGGAGCUUAAGGAGGGUCUAAGAGCUUCGCAUACAGCGCCCCCUGUGCUUUUUAGCCACAGGGAGCCGCCGCGCGAACUAGCCAACACCGACGCCAAAGUCGACAACAAUGUCGGCUACGUCACGUUCGUUUUGUUUCCCAGGCACACCGCGCACAACACCAGGGACAACACGAUCAACUUGAUACACACAUUUAGGCAUUAUUUGCAUUACCACAUCAAGUGUUCGAAAGCCUACAUUCACAGCCGAAUGAGGGCAAAAACCUCGGAGUUCCUCAAGGUUCUCAACCGAGCCCGCCCAGAGAACAAAUCCACUGACAAGAAGACUAUUACGGGACGGACGUUCGUGAGAAGAGAUUGAGCUUUUCUUGGUGAUUUUAUGGAGUUUUCAAAUAAUAAUAAAAUAAACUGGUUUAAAUAAUGAAAUGUUUCAUUUUAACCAAGUCACUUUUUAACGUAACAAACCGUACAAUCAUUUUUCCUAUUAUUAUUAUUAUUUAUUUUUUUACUAGCACAACAUUGCCCAGCACCGUUUUUAUUAUUAUAACUUUUUUGUUUAAAAUGAAACAUGGUUUUAAAAAUUAAGUAAUUAUAACGUUGAGUAGUGAAAACUCAUGAUUAUGUAUAAAAAAAGUUUAAAGUCAAAUAUUGUACAUAGAGUGAAUUACAUUUUGUGCUUCCCAUACAUAAUUAAAUAAAAUUUUGAAGCACUUUCUUGCAUAUUGUAUUUGUUACUUUUUUAUUUUUUAGAUACCUAAUGCUUUAUGUUCUUUAAAUAAAAAUUAUUCUAAUAUUUUA